CUCCGUCCAUGUAUAUAUAAACCACCCUCCUCUGCCUCUUCUUCCUCCUCCUCCUCCUCCCACCACUAAUGGAACCAGAGCCGCUCCCCUUCUUCGUCCCCGCUCCCAUUUCUUCUCAGCCUCCCCUGCCUCUCUAAUUUUACUUCAUCCCUAAAAAGAAUCAAGCUGUGUAAGCCGUCAGCAACGCCUUCCGUUAAUUUCAUUGAAAUCUCAGCAUGAAUGUGUUGAAGGCAGCGCGACCGUGGAUUUGUGCCCUGACGCCGCCGGACGCUGAAUUCGGAUCUCCGGCGGCGAAGAAAUCAGGAUUCUUGAAGGUUUAUAGGAGCAAUGUGACUACGAGCUUGAGUGUGAGAAGUGGAGUUGAUGCAGGAUCCAGCGGUUUAAGGCCGAUCAAGGCCGUGGAGGAUCACGCCGCCAUUAAUGGUAAAAAACUCCGCCAGAUGUCAACUGUCGGGAACUCAACGAACAUCGUGUGGCAUAAAUGUGCCGUCGAGAAGGUGGACAGGGAGCAGUUACUUCAGCAAAAAGGCUGUGUCAUAUGGAUUACGGGUCUUAGUGGUUCAGGAAAAAGCACUGUGGCAUGUGCUUUGAGUAAAGGCUUGCACUUGAGAGACAAGAUGACCUACAUUCUUGAUGGUGACAACGUCCGGCAUGGUCUAAAUCGUGACCUUGGUUUUAGUGCAGAGGAUCGUGCAGAAAACAUACGAAGAAUUGCUGAGGUCGCUAAGCUCUUUGCGGAUGCUGGCAUCAUUUGUAUUGCUAGCUUAAUAUCUCCUUACCGAAAGGACCGAGAGGCCUGCCGUGCACUAUUUCCAGAAGGAGAUUUUAUUGAGGUGUUCAUGGACGUGCCACUAAACAUAUGUGAGAAUAGGGAUCCAAAGGGCCUCUACAAGCUUGCACGAGCUGGAAAAAUCAAAAGUUUUACUGGGGUUGAUGAUCCAUAUGAGCCACCACUGAACUGCGAGAUUGUGUUGCAGCAGAAGGGAAGGGACUGUGUCUCCCCAAGUAGUAUGGCUGAAACAGUGAUAUCUUACUUAGAGGAGAAAGGGUAUCUGAAGGCUUGAUAGCCGAGAAAAGGUUCCACAUGCGAGUGUUAGAGCUUCUCUUGUAACAUAAUAUGCUGCAAAACAUUAUUUUUCCCAGCUAAAAAGAAAAAAAGUACUUGCAAAAUAGAAUAUCUCCCCUUUCCCGGCUAGGAAAUUGCUUGUUUCCUUUGUAUGAGUUCCAGCGAUUUAGUUAAUCAAUCGAUUAAUGAAUUUAAUUUGUUCAAAAGCUACCUUCUGAAAUUUGAAGUGUGGCUUUUGAUCCAAAAUUGCAAUAAGUAGUAGAACCUGGGAAAGGAGGAUUUCAUUCUUUAUUUAUUUUUAUUUCUUUUCAAUCUGGAAAGGGAG
Argentina anserina (silverweed cinquefoil) is the source of this 1391-nucleotide messenger RNA. Its product is annotated as adenylyl-sulfate kinase, chloroplastic. The transcript is spliced from 7 exons. The coding region runs from base 216 to 1064 and encodes 282 amino acids. The record is from RefSeq and is a predicted model, not a curated record. NCBI's taxonomy places the organism in Eukaryota, Viridiplantae, Streptophyta, Magnoliopsida, Rosales, Rosaceae. Gene Ontology annotation, biological process: sulfate assimilation. Gene Ontology annotation, molecular function: ATP binding; adenylylsulfate kinase activity.